UGACAUCGUCAAUCACAUGACAAAAGCGGUGUUAAAUUUUCUUUAAAAUUUUAAAGAAACAUAGCACUGUCCCUGUCUUUAUGUCUUUUUUUCUUCCUUUGCUUUCCUUUUUCUUGUUUUUUUGCAGGAUUUGUUUUCUUUUUUUGUUUGAAGUUCCUUCCAUUUAGAUCUAAGACCAGCACAGUUUCCUCAACCUUAGAACUAGUUGCGCCAGAAGGGCAUCACUCAAAGCUCAACUUUGCCAUAGUUCUACUUUUUUAAUGCCCCACUUGUUUGGAAAGUUGGAAGAAUCGUGCUGCUUCAUUCUGCUUCGCUGUCAUUUGUGUAACUCAACUUGUUCCAAACUUCCAGUGUCAAAUUGUUAUGUUGCUAAAAAUGCUAUCUUUAUACAAGACACCUUGAUAUUUGCUUUAUUUUGCACCUUUGGCUCUGUAACAUGGUCAUCUGGAAGCUCUUGGUAAAUGCCAAUUGGUCAUGACAGUUGUUGUUUUUGGCUUUGAAAGACAAGAAGAGUUUAUGAUUGUUCAAGAAUUUGGAUACAUUCCUGCCAUAACCGUGUUCACAGUGCACAUUUGGGGAUACAUUGGUUUGGGUUUCUGUUAAUGGCAUCUAUUAGAAGAACCUUGUCUCCUGUGCCUAGAGUUGGAACUGUAGCAAAUGGAGAAGUGUGUUCAGUAGCUUCUCCAUUGUCGAAGUCCUCGUCGAGUCCCCAGAACUUCUCACCGUCAGUUGGAUUGGACUACCGUGCACUUGUGUUUGGUGUUUUCUCCCCGAGGUCUUUUUGGGCUCUUGAGAGAUCAAAGCCAAGGGGGCAGCUUUGGAGGAAGGUGCUUUUCCAUUUUUUCAUUUGUUUCAUUGUUGGUGUUUCUAUGGGACUCAUCCCACUUGCAUCAACACACAUGUCCUCAAAUAUCAUGCCAAAACAACAAGCCUUCUCCUUUGAGAUGAUAUCUGCUGUGGGGAAUUUCCAGCCAUUUGAGAAUGUAAAGAUAAAUGUGACGCCAUCGAUCGAUAAGGCUGUGAAUUUUAAUGCUACUUUUUAUUCAACUGUGAAAGAACAGGAACUAAUAGAUGGAGUAGCAUAUAAUGUCUCAGAUAGCCAAAUCAGUGAAAAUCCAUCUUUGGAGUCUCAGAAGCUUCUCAUAAUUGUGACCCCAACAUACAAUCAUCUAUUUCAAGCAUAUUACUUGCAUCGCUUGUCUCAGACAUUAAAAUUGGUCCCACCUCCCUUGUUGUGGAUUGUUGUUGAGAUGACUUCUCAAUCUGAAGAAACUGCUGACAUCUUAAGGAGUAGUGGGAUUAUGUACAGGCAUCUCGUUUGUAAAACAAAUCUAACCAACCCAAGCCAUAGGAGCAUUCUUCAAAGAAAUGUUGCAAUGGCUCACAUUGAAAUUCAUCGUCUUGAUGGAAUUGUUUACUUUGCAGAUGAUGAUAACAUCUACUCAUUGGACCUCUUUCAGCAAAUGAGAGAAACAAGGCGAUUUGGAACAUGGACUGUAGCAAGAUUAUCAGGGGAUAAAAGUAGCAUUGUCUUGCAAGGGCCCAUUUGUAAUGGAAGUCGAGUAAUUGGAUGGCAUACAAAUGAAUCAAAUGGGAAAUCUAAAAGAUUUCAUGCUGAAAUGCCAGGUUUUUCCUUCAAUAGUACAAUACUAUGGGAUCCAAAGAGGUGGCAUCGCCCCACUCUUGAACCUAUCAGGCAACUUGACUCGGUCAAGGAAAGUUUGUGGGUUAGCACAUUGAUUGAGCAGGUGGUUGAAGAUGAAAGUCAAAUGGAGGGCUUAAUGCACAACUGCUCGAGAGUUAUGGUCUGGCAGAUUGAUCUUGAAUCAUCUUAUUCAUCCUAUCCUCAGAAAUGGAUUGCAAAGAACAACCUAGAUGCCAUUGUUCAUCUUCCACUUGUGUGAAAUCCUCAGAUGCAGAAGUGGAGAGCAGUAAAUUUUCAUCCUGAUUCAUUCUGCAUUGCAGGGAAGAUUAUAAAGAAUUGGAGGUCGCCUGCUAAUGCUGUUAUUUAUCUUUACAUGCUCCAGUGCCUACUCGGAUAUUCCAUUUAACGUGACACACUGUCACUCCGGCACGUGAUGUCGUAGUUGUCAAUUGUGACAAAGUCCAUUAAUUAAUGGUGCAUUUUCUCCCCCCUAACAAUUUGUACAUUAUAAUAAUUAUACAGUUUCUAUGAGUUGUACCACUCCAAUAUGUGGCAUGUUUUGGAUUUUGUAGAGUUCGUGGCAGGGGCAGGAAUGUCUCAAUUGGCCCCUGGUAUAUCUGUUGUUACAAUUAAGCAAUCUCUCCUGUAAAAUUAUGAGAGGAAUUUUGAAUGUCAAAAUACUUAACAAUUUUCACUGCUUUUGGAACUUGUGA
Messenger RNA from Glycine soja, 2358 nucleotides. Its product is annotated as probable beta-1,4-xylosyltransferase IRX9H. The transcript is spliced from 5 exons. Lineage: Eukaryota; Viridiplantae; Streptophyta; Magnoliopsida; Fabales; Fabaceae. Gene Ontology annotation, cellular component: Golgi membrane. Gene Ontology annotation, molecular function: galactosylgalactosylxylosylprotein 3-beta-glucuronosyltransferase activity; xylosyltransferase activity. The coding region runs from base 603 to 1904 and encodes 433 amino acids. Gene Ontology annotation, biological process: plant-type secondary cell wall biogenesis; glucuronoxylan biosynthetic process. The record is from RefSeq and is a predicted model, not a curated record.